GGGGAGCGGGCGCGAGGAUCCCGCCCAGUGACUCGCGCCCUCCGGCGGAACUGCAGUCUGUCGGCUCGCUGAGGUGCCCCAGCCCAGGAAGAGCGGCGGCCGAGGCCCCCUCCAGCCAUGGCCUUUGCAAAUCUCCGGAAAGUGCUCAUCAGUGACAGCCUGGACCCUUGCUGCCGGAAAAUCCUGCAAGAUGGAGGGCUGCAGGUGGUGGAGAAGCAGAACCUGAGCAAAGAGGAGCUGAUAGCCGAGCUGCAGGACUGCGAAGGCCUCAUCGUCCGCUCGGCCACCAAGGUGACCGCUGAUGUCAUCAAUGCGGCAGAGAAGCUCCAGGUGGUGGGCAGAGCUGGCACAGGUGUGGACAACGUGGACCUGGAGGCUGCCACGCGGAAGGGCAUCCUGGUGAUGAACACCCCCAAUGGGAACAGCCUCAGUGCUGCAGAGCUCACCUGCGGUAUGCUCAUGUGCCUGGCCAGGCAGAUUCCCCAGGCCACGGCGUCGAUGAAGGACGGCAAAUGGGAGCGCAAGAAGUUCAUGGGAACAGAGCUGAACGGGAAGGUCCUGGGGAUUCUCGGCCUGGGCAGAAUCGGGAGAGAGGUGGCCACCCGGAUGCAGUCCUUCGGGAUGAAGACUGUAGGGUUCGACCCAAUCAUUUCGCCCGAGGUCUCGGCCUCCUUCGGUGUCCAGCAGCUGCCCCUCGAGGACAUCUGGCCUCUCUGUGACUUCAUCACUGUGCACACGCCUCUCCUGCCCUCCACCACAGGGCUGCUGAACGACAGCACCUUCGCCCAGUGCAAGAAGGGGGUGCGUGUGGUGAACUGCGCCCGGGGCGGGAUCGUGGACGAGGGUGCCCUCCUGCGGGCCCUGCAGUCUGGCCAGUGUGCGGGCGCCGCGCUGGACGUGUUCACAGAGGAGCCGCCCCGAGACCGGGCCUUGGUGGACCACGAGAACGUCAUCAGCUGCCCCCACCUGGGCGCCAGCACCCGGGAGGCUCAGAGCCGCUGCGGGGAGGAGAUCGCCAGGCAGUUUGUGGACAUGGUGAAGGGGAAGUCUCUCGCCGGGGUGGUCAACGCCCAGGCCCUGACCAGCGCCUUCUCUCCGCACACCAAGCCUUGGAUCGGGCUGGCAGAAGCUCUGGGGACCCUGAUGCGAGCCUGGGCCGGGUCCCCCAGGGGGACCAUCCACGUGAUGACGCAGGGUGCGGCCCUGAAGAACUCCGGCAGCUGCCUCAGCCCCGCGGUCAUCGUCGGCCUCCUGAGAGAAGCCUCCGGUCCGGCGGAUGUCAACCUGGUGAACGCCAAGCUGCUGGUGCAGGAGGCUGGUCUCAGCGUGACCUCCUCCCACGGCCCUGCGGCGCCGGGCGAGCAGGGCUGCGGAGAAAGCCUGCUGACCGUGGCCCUGGCGGGCGCGCCCUACCGGGCCGUGGGGCAGGUCCAGGGCACCACGCCCGUGCUGCAGGCCCUCAACGGGGCGGUGUUCAGGCCAGAGGUGCCUCUGCGCAGGGGCCGGCCCCUGCUACUGUUCCGGGCCCAGUCGUCCUGCCCGGCCAUGCUGCCCACCAUGAUCGGGCUCCUGGCAGAGGCCGGAGUGCAGCUGCUGUCCUACCAGACCUCGGCGGUGUCGGACGGCGCGACCUGGCACGUCAUGGGCCUGUCCUCCCUGCUGCCCAGCCUGGACUCCUGGAAGCUGCACGUGGCAGAGGCGUUCCAGUUCCACUUCUAACCUUGGAAGAGGCGCCCUGGGCCCACCCGGGGGACUUUCUGACCAGCAGGGAGGGGACAGCCGCAUUCCUGGGCGCGCAGACCUCCGACCUGCUAGUCCCCAAUACCGCGGAAUAAAGGGCCUGUCCCAGGUG
Molecule: messenger RNA, 1852 nt
Organism: Condylura cristata (star-nosed mole)
Lineage: Eukaryota; Metazoa; Chordata; Mammalia; Eulipotyphla; Talpidae
Gene: PHGDH
Product: phosphoglycerate dehydrogenase
Exons: 12
Coding region: 118-1719 (533 amino acids)
Biological process (GO): L-serine biosynthetic process
Molecular function (GO): phosphoglycerate dehydrogenase activity; NAD binding
Source: RefSeq, a predicted model, not a curated record